AUGGACGAUAGAAUAUCUCAACUACCAAUACCCAUACGUCACCACAUUCUCUGUUUCCUCUCUCAGAAAGAAGCUGUGGAAACUAGUCUACUCUCCAAACAAUGGCGCCACAUAGGAUCAACCCGACCCAACCUCGAAUUUUCCGAAGAAUGGUUCGACGACACACAAGAAAAGUUUGUCUCCGUCAACAGCUCCAUAGGAUCUACACAAACACGCCCCAACCUCAACUCUUCUGAAAAAUUGAUCAACAGUACACAAGAACAAGAACAGUUUGUCCCCGGCAUCGACCGAACUCUACAACGUCGCCGUGAUAAAAAAUGCUCCAAACUGCACCGCAUUCUAUAUCUCCUCAGCAGACCAUGGCGCCCCAAAGGAUCAACUCGCCCUAACCUCGACUCUUCCCAAAAAUUGUUCAACACUACACAACAAAACUUUGUCUCCGUCAACUCCUCCAUAGGAUCAACUCGCCCCAACCUCGACUCUUCCGAAAAUUUGUGCAACUGUACACAACAAAACUUUGUCUCGGUAGUCAAUCGAACCCUACAAGGAUACCUUGAUCAAAACCUCUCGAUACACAAACUCCAUCUCGACAUAUCGAGGCCCGACUCACGACCGGUCAUCUCCCUUCUCGACAAAUGGAUCCCCAUAAUAGCCUCCCUCAACAUAAAAGCAUUCAAACUCAAUUUUCUUUCAUAUACGCAGCCGUAUUAUGACCUGCCCUCGGCAGUGUUCUUAGCCGAGUGCCUCGAAGAACUACACCUGAGCAAAUGCAGGCUGAGGCCGGUCGAGAGCGUGCGGUUUACAAGUUUGCGCACGCUCACCCUCCAACAGGUCCAAGUUGAUGGCGGCACUUUCGAUACGAAUAUGUUGGGCUGCCCUUUGCUCAGGCGCCUGGUCCUUAAUAGUUGUUUGGAGUUGAGAAACAUUAGGGUGAGCGACGCGGCAUCGCCUGGGCUCAAGCACUUUGCAUUGUGUGAUUAUGAGAGGAUCGAAGGGCGUAGCAUUGAAAUUGAUGUCCCGAAUCUCGAGACGGUCACCAUCCAGGGCCCAUGGAUUUGGUCUCACCGCCAAAGCGCAUUCUUGUUCUCUCGUCUCACGAUUUUGCAUCUUUAUAGUGUGAUCCUGUCGAGUGAGUCGUUCGACCUCUUAUCGUUCGGCUGCCCGACUCUUGAGAGCUUGACCCUAGAUAAUUGCUCUGGUUUCGAGGAAUUCCAUCUUGCAAGUGAUUCGGUCAAGUUCUUGUUCAUCUCGACAAGAAAUAUACCACUUAAGGGAGUUACGAUUUGUGCCCCAAACAUUUUCUAUUUUGCGUUCGAUGCCCGUAUUCCCCAGGUGCCGGACACAUUCUCUUUCACGACCACUACUUCCAAGGAGUGGUACUCACGAAUAUUUCUCUCCUCAUAUGAGGAAGAUCCCGAUUUCGACGUCAAUUGGUGGUUCCUUGAGCUGAGGCGAAUGCUCAAGGCACUAAGUGGGUCUUGGAUUUCUCUGUUAUUGCAGAUGGACGGCGGCCCUCAGUACGUGCCCUGUAGUACUUUUCUCGGUGACGAGCCGCCUGUGGUGGUGCGGGUCUUGGAUUUUACUACUUGUAAAUGUCGCAUGGCGUCUUGGUACUUGGAGUUUACGAAAGGCUUGUUUCGUGUUUGUCGACCGAGGUGCGUAUGGGGUGGUAGCCUCGUGAGCGAGUCGGACACGAAGUACAGGCUCUCGGAGUUUCAGUUAAACAUGUUGCUUGCAAACAACGUCAGGACCGAGCCCUACUUUUGGCGGCACAGUUUGGAGCAAGUUCAGGUCGAUGGUCAGCUCGUGCAGUGGACAGACCAGUCGGAAUUGCGAAACAGGACGUAUGACGGGAAAAUAUGGCUAAAGUUGAAAUGGAGAGGUCAGACAAAGGCAUAA
Messenger RNA from Striga asiatica, 1899 nucleotides. The record is from the annotation of a GenBank genome assembly. NCBI's taxonomy places the organism in Eukaryota, Viridiplantae, Streptophyta, Magnoliopsida, Lamiales, Orobanchaceae.